This is a messenger RNA of Penicillium pulvis, 600 nucleotides long. RefSeq lists its product as uncharacterized. The coding region runs from base 1 to 600 and encodes 199 amino acids. The record is from RefSeq and is a predicted model, not a curated record. Lineage: Eukaryota; Fungi; Ascomycota; Eurotiomycetes; Eurotiales; Aspergillaceae. The transcript has a single exon.
AUGCAUAAUUUCAACCCAGAUACUAAUCAUGAACUCCAGACUCUGGCCAUCACCAAGAAGCAAGACCUAAUGGGCGAACCCUUAUCAAAACAACGAAGAAAGCGAUAUCGACAGCGACAGCGACAAAAGGCCAAGAUACAGAAAGCCAAGAUGGCCGAACAGGGCGGCGUCACUCAAGAAAUAAUUAUUCCUGGACAGGAAGUCGUCACCCAAGAUGUAUUCAGUUCUGUCGAGGGCGCGAAUGAAAAUAAAUACAGGCCAACUUUCCUACCAGAGCCUCUCAUUCCUAGAACCUGUGAGUAUAAGUCCUACAACGUUACUUAUUUUGCCCUUCUUGCACUGAGAGCUGACAUAACGGCAGGCUCUGAGAAUGGUCGAAAGCUGGCUGUUUUUGCCAAUGUAUUAAGAUCGAUCUACCAGCGCCGUGAUUGCGUGGAUGUUGAAAUAAAUAUUCUCGGAGCUCAGCUCGCUGCCCUGGAAGUGCGGUUGAACGCCGUUCAAAAAGAAGAAAGGGACCUUUUUGGGUUGUAUCUCAGAGAAUUUUCUGAAGAAGCACGCUACCUGUGCAGAGCGCCAUCAGAACCUGCAAGCGACAAAUGA